CACACUUAAUAAAGAUGAUGAUGACCCUCAUCUAAAGUUGCCUCCACCACACAAACAGUUCCUAAUCUCACCACCUGCCUCGCCCCCAGUCGACUGGGAACAAAGCCUCGAAUCUAGACCCAAAAUAAACUAUGACCUUCUUGCAGCCAUGGCAGAAUUAGCACCAGGAGAAGCCCAUGAAAUACACCCACCAUCUAAAGACCAGCCCGGCAUUGUUGUCCACAUCUGCGAAGACCCAGAGGGUUAUAGAGAACAGGGCGGCAUCGUUCAAACAAGAUGUCCGGAACGUAAAACGUGAAAAAAACAUGUGCAUUUUGUGAAAAUAUGAUGUUCAUAUAGAUAAUCUAUGUUGGAAAAAUUGCUGCAAUGAAUUUUGUGAAUAUUAAUGCAAUACCAUAUUGUAUGUUACGGAAGAUGUUCAUGGAUUUACUGGUGUUUAGUCAUUUUAAUCUUCAAUCUUAUUUUAAUGUUGUUUUUCACUAUGCAUGAACGCAGGAAACUUUUGUUUUGGUCUUUAAUUUAGUCGAUCCAAUGCAAAUGACCAUUAUGUAUGCUGAUUUUUUAUUUCUGACGGGAACCAAACAUUUUUGAUGGCACAUGUGUUGAGAAAAAUGUAGAAAUUGAGGCGUUUUUGCAAUUUACUGUUGUAAGUUUUCUUCAACAUUUUCGAUUUUGGAAGUUUUCAUCAAAGCCGUACCUUUAUCUUAAUAUAUACUAUUAGUGUACAGUGCAAUCUCUGCUCAGCCACACCCUUUGGAAUGACAAAGAAUGUGGUUGUUAUAGAGAGGUGUUGCUUUCGAGAGGUAAUAUUCAUUGUGAAUUGUUCCUUUUGAAAGACAUGAUACUCUUGUUCUAAAGAGGUUAUUGCUGUACAGGGGGUCUUUAUACAGAGGCUGCAUUAUAUAUCUGUGUAUCAAAGGUCAUCUCUGGAGGGACUGCAGUUCCAGAAAUAAUCACAAAUUUCUUUGAAAGGGUGUAAAGCUAUUGUUUGGGUUUCACUAGAAUCGUGGGAAAAUUUUGUUGUACCAUACAUAACUUAAGUGAAAUAUUGUGUAAGACAGAUUUUUUCUUCGUCAGGUUUUCAGAAAUUGACAUAUUUAAAUAAUUUAUUGAAAAUAUUAUAAUCCAUUUAUUUUGAGUUAUUUCAAGUCACAAAUUUAUUGCAUUUUUCAUUUAUAUGACAAAGAAUAUUUUAUUCAUUAAUAUAAAAAAAAGAAGUUUUUGAAAAUCUCAGAUAUCAUAUGAAAAUCAUAUUAUUAUGAUCGCAAGGCCAUGUGCUACAAUUUUCAAAUAGUCAUAUAGGUAGAAUAAAAAUUGUUUCUUAGGAACUUACCUUAAAUAAGUAAACAGAUCAAAUAAAUUCAAGGGUAAAAUAAUAACUCAAUAAAAUCAUCUCCUUCCUUUUUUUUUUUGCUAAAAAUGUUUGUUAAUUAGCAUAUGUUAAAAAAGUAAAUACUAUGAAUCAUAUUAUUUCAGUCUAUAAUUGUGCCGCAUCACGACAAAACCAACAUAAUGGGUUUGCGACCAGCAUGGAUCCAGACGAGCCUGCGCAUCCGCACAGUCUUAUGAGGAUCCAUGCUGUUCGCUUACAAACCCUAUAGCAAGUAGAGAAACUGAUAGCGAACAGCAUGGAUCCUGAUCAGACUGCGUGGAUGUGCAGGCUCGUCUGGAUCCAUGCUGGUCGCAAACCCAUUAUGUUGGUUUUGUCGUGACGUGGCUCAUAUGAAAACUGUAGCAAUCAUACUGAUCUUUUUAAGAAAUGUACGAACUUUCAUUGUAUAUUCAAAACAGUGGGGAGAGGACUACUGAAAAAUAUCGGCUUUCUACUAUUCAAUUUAUCAAAAUAUUUAAAUUAUGUACCGAUAUGCAGUGUUUUUUUCACUCAAUUGGGAAUAGGCUUUAGCCUCUUGAUUGUGGGAAGAAUUAUAUCUUGAAAAAAAAUGCUAAUUUGGAGAGCAAAAACAAGCUGGUGUAUUAGUUUAGAGUUUUGGGAAAACUGCAUGAUUUAAAGAGUUUCUGUUGAGAAGAGACCUUUUAUCAUUAGUUCUUUGUUAAAUAAGAUGAAAAAUCAUUGAUAUGUUAAUUUAUAAUACAUUUGUAACUGAUUAGUUUGAAUAACAUUAAAAAAUGUUCAGCUUCACCCUCAUUCCAGCUUCAUGUAAAAUACCAUUUAUGUUUGGUUAAGGUAUCUGGACAAGACUUUUAUUUUACUAAGUCCUGGAUAAAGUGAUGCUUAUUUCAUUAUUGAUAUAGACAUAUAAUGAGGUAAAUACAUGUUUUCUACUCUUGAAAUCAAUGUAUAAAUUGUAUUAGAUUAUAUUGAAUUUAUUUUACUUUGAUUAUAUUGGAAGCUUAUAUAAGCUUAAAUUAAAGAAAGACUCGGGAAUCCGUUGCUACCAAUCAGUACUAAGCUAAAUGACAGUGUAAAGUUUUUUUUUCAAAUUAGGAAACAAUCACUUGCUUCUUUGAACCAACAUGUACAGUAAUCAUUAGGUAACUAGGCUAAUUUUCUUUUAAAAUAAAAAAAUAAAAUGAAAGUAUUUUAUUUAAUUUGAAAUUUUAUUAAUGAGCUGUAUUACAUUAAAACAUAUUUUUCUGUAAAAAGUUAAUUAUUUAAAUAAGAAGUCUCUAUUCAAUUGUGUUUUUUUUUCUUUAUGAAAUUGAAUGUUACUUGAUGAAAUCAUGUAUUUUACAUACUAUUUUUGGGUCAAAUUUCAAUCUGAAAUUGAAGAGGAUGUUCUAUAAAUAGUAACAUAGCUAUUGAUAUUUGUAAAUCUUCCGAGCUUUUCAUGAAACAUUUAUGGGAUAAUUUUUUAUUUCGCUGCGCUCAGUUUGUAAAUGAAAUUAACAGACGUCCUUAAGGUUGUGAGAGUUUGAAUGUGAAGAGAAAGGAGUAUAGAUAUAUCUGUCAUUAGAAAUCAUUUUAUAGACUGAUGUAUCAAGAGCUAGGGACAUUGUUUUUUGGUUUUUUUUAUAAACAUACAAUUUUGAUUUUGGUGUUUUUCCCUCAAAACUUGUUUAUUGUCUCAUAAUAUAUUAUAUUUCUUACAGCUGUCAUUAAUUUCAUUUAAUGUUUAUAGAAGAACUCAUAAUGAAUUUCAUCAUAUAAUCAAGAAUUGAUAACCUAGAGUAGGUUGUCAUUUACAGUUAAGAAGAACCAGAUUGGUUUAAAACAAAAGAGAGCCAGACUUGUUUGAAUUUAGAAGAAUCAGACUGGUGCACAAUAAAGUAAAACCAGACUGGUUUAAGAUUUUGAAAAUAAGACUGGUUGACAAAAUAAGGAGAAUUAGAUUGGUUUGUGGUUAAGGAGAGCUAGACUGGUUUGUGGUGAAGGAGUAAUAAAAUGGUCUAAAGUUAGAACUAAAAAUUAAGACUAAUUUAAGUUUAAAAGCUAGACUUUUUAUAAAAUUAAGUGAAAACUAACAGAUUGGUUUAUUCUUAAGGAAAAGUAAGGUGAUUUACGAUGAAGAACCAGAAUGGUUUAAGAUUAAGGAGAACCAGUAAGGAAACUCCGACUUAGAUAUGGUUUUAAAAGGACUGUAAUAAAGCUAAGAUUAGGAAAUGUUAGAUAAUAAAUAAUGUUACUAGAAAAUGAAGGAAAAGCUUGACCAAGAUUUUUUUAAAAACUGAAGGAAAUCUGGUUAGAGGCAACAGCCUGCUAAGAAGGGGAAUGAGAAUUUGAAAAGUUAAAGGAAUCAUAGCAUAACAUUUAGUUUAUGCCAUGUAUCAAAUGUUAUUUAACUUAUUUUGUUGUAUCAUUUCAUAUACAUGUAGUAUCUUGUAUUUUAUACAUUACCAAUUUUGGUUUUGGUGUUAUAAGACACUUUUUGGGAUGUUGAUUUAUGUGUAUUUUUUAAAGUUUUGGAUGAAGCUAAACUGUUUAUUUUGCUAAAAUAACAAAAAUUGAAUAUUUCCUACAAACCCCAGCUGCAGCUAAUGUUAAUGUUAUUUUUAGCACACUAACCCUUUCUCAGCUGAAACCGAAAGAUAGCCUUUGCUGUUAGUAUACAGCCAGGCCAACCUGAACCUUGGUGAAGUUGGACCAGGCUCUAUACUGUUGGCUGAAUAUCUGAAUUUCUAUCUUGUUUUCCCCAAAAAUGAUAAUGGACAGUCCUAAAAAAUGGAAACUGAGCAAGUCCAUUUUAGAAAUUAAGCUGGAUAAGGGUUUAAUAAUGUGUGCAGGAGUGCAAUAUAUGAAAUAUGCCAUGCUGUUAAAGCCCUGUUGUGAUGUGACAUACCAUGUAUAUGAAAAAUAUAGCAUCCUUUUGAUAAUUUUUAUGAGAUAUAAUUUUUAUCAGAUAUAUGCAUUAAAUAAGAAUUUAUUUACUGUUUGUUGUUUUGUUUCUAUAGUAACAGUAAUUUAUGUUUUAAGGAAAACAUGACAAUGUUGGCAAAUAUGACUGUAAACUUUACUAAAUUGAUAUAUGUAUAAAUUCAGUGUUUAAAUUUU
Ruditapes philippinarum (Manila clam) is the source of this 4450-nucleotide messenger RNA. Its product is annotated as protein sarah-like. Gene Ontology annotation, biological process: calcium-mediated signaling. Gene Ontology annotation, cellular component: cytoplasm; nucleus. Lineage: Eukaryota; Metazoa; Mollusca; Bivalvia; Venerida; Veneridae. Gene Ontology annotation, molecular function: calcium-dependent protein serine/threonine phosphatase regulator activity; nucleic acid binding. The record is from RefSeq and is a predicted model, not a curated record.